GAGUCCGUUGAGAAGUACCUGGACAAGGGUUACAGCUACUCCCGCACCAACAACCCCACCGUGACGGCACUGGAAGAGAAGCUGGCCAAAGUGGAGAACGGGCGCCCCGGGCUUUCCAUGAACGUCAUCUCGGACUGCUCCUACGGAGGCACCAACAGGUCCUGCAGAGAGUUCUUUACGCCUUUGAACAUGGAGUUCGACUUCGUGGAUUUCCGGGAUCCGGAGAACGUCAAGAAGGCCAUGAAGCCCAAUACCAAGCUUGUGUUCAGUGAGACCCCGGCCAAUCCGGUUUUGCGCGGCCCCUAG
Symbiodinium sp. CCMP2456 is the source of this 306-nucleotide messenger RNA. Lineage: Eukaryota; Dinophyceae; Suessiales; Symbiodiniaceae. The record is from the annotation of a GenBank genome assembly.